Messenger RNA from Cottoperca gobio, 3884 nucleotides. RefSeq names its product vertebrae development associated (gene vrtn). The record is from RefSeq and is a predicted model, not a curated record. Gene Ontology annotation, cellular component: chromatin. NCBI's taxonomy places the organism in Eukaryota, Metazoa, Chordata, Actinopteri, Perciformes, Bovichtidae. Gene Ontology annotation, biological process: regulation of transcription by RNA polymerase II.
GGGAAGGAAGGAGGUGUCUCGACGCAGAGACAAAAAACCGAAUCGACGAUUAACAAUUUCCUGAAGGGAGGUGCUGCGUAUCACUCCCAACAUCUCCAGUGCUCACCGGAGGACAGGACAAUCUGGAGCGGCACGCACACAAUGGACUAAAACACCCAGAGAGAGAGAUCAACACUAUCAGCUGUGAAACCCUCCGCUACAAACAAGUCACUUCAUUUGAGGCUCUUUUUUGUUUCACUCUCUGAAAGUUCAGGUCUCCAGGUAUGAUUCAGAGGAAAGAGGUCGUGUUCUCUGUCCUGGGGGACCUCCAGGAGGCCACAGAGAGCUCGGGCCUGGACGCUCUGACAAGAGUGGCCCUGGAGGUGGACCAGGUCCUCGCACCUUUCCAGCUCCCCGAGACCCCCUGUCAGGAUUUCCCUGAGUGGGCAGGCGUGGAUUACACGUCUCAUGGCCUGUACCCACCCGAUGCACCCAUGGGCUUCCUGCCUCUAAACUGCAAGGGAGAGGGCAACCUGCUGUUUGAUGCAGUCAGUAAUCUGCUAGUGGGCAACACUGGACUAAGCUUGGAGCUACAGGUACGGACAGUAAUGGAAAUGGUGCUGUGGAAAAGAUACUACCUGUCUGGGAUGAUCGACUCAAAAGUGAUGCUUCAGGCUGUUCGCUUCAGCCUCUGCGCUGAAGAGUCUGAGGACAUGCUCAACCUGCCUGUAACCGUCUUGGAGGCCAUCUUUGAUGCAGAUGUCAAAGCGUCCUGCUUCCCCGGCUCCUACGCCAACAUGUGGCAUGUGUAUGCAUUGUCAUCAGUCCUACAGUUUAACAUCUACUCCAUCUACCCCAUGUUCAACCUCAAGAUCAGACCCUAUUUCAACCGCCUUAUUCGGCCAAGGACCUGGCCUAAAGACUACGAGCCAUUAACCCUCCACAUCAUGUGGUCUGGCAAGAUGCAGUCUGAGUCAGGUUUCAAGCCGAACCACUUUGUGGCACUAGUCCAGACAAGUGACCUCACGUUUGGAAGCCCUGACAUUGAGCAGAGGGCGUCGCCGACCAAGAUCGAGGAGCUGCUGAACCAGGACUUGCAGCUUUCUUACCCAGGUCUGAAGGACAAGUACAACAUCACCAAGAGGACCUUCUACCGCUGGAAGAGGCAGACUCAGGAGCACUGCAAAAAGUCAGCAGCCAGGUACGAGGCAAAGUAUUUCCUGCAGGCCUGCUACUUGGAAGGCAGGCUCAUCCCUCUGCACCAGUUUAAAGAGUUUUUCCCUGAGAUCUCAAGGUCGUCGUACUACAACUGGAAGCACGAGCUCCUGAAAUCCGGAGGACACUUCUCCACCUCAUCGUCGACCGGAGAGAUUAGUCCCGGAGAGAGCACUGAACAGGAGGCCUGGUCAUCGCCUGAAGCGAAGCAGGAUGAGCCGGACCAGCAUGACAGUGUGGCCAAUAUGUUUGGCCUAGGCCUCAGCAAGCUGGAUCUGGAGCGGGCCCAAAAUGUAGCGCACAUGCAGGAAGCUAAGCGCUGUCUGCAAAAUUGCAUUGCCAUGAAUGCCUCCCUCCCCUUCAGGAUCUUCAAAAGUAACUUCCCAGGGAUCUCCAGAUCAACCUACUACAACUGGAGGAGAGAAGCCUUGCUGUUCAACAGAGGUUACAAAGGUGGCACUGGCAGCAGUGAGGAAAGCUCAGAUGCUGACAAGAGCCAAAGUCCAAAAGGUCUGUCACCAGUCCUGCCAAACACCAACCAGCCUUUCGUGCCCAGAAUAAGAAUCUGCAGGAGAAAACACAGAAGUUUCAGGCUGGCGUACAUGAGUAAAAAACUGCUCCGAGAUGCUGCAAAGCUGCAUGUCCAGAAGUCCAAAUGGUCCCUGACAAGAUUCAAGCUCAAGUUCCCAUCCAUGUCCUCUUGUUUUUACUGGCUGUGGCUUAGCAGUCAGAACCUCAAGAAGAAGAUCGCCACGCAGAGCACGGAGAUCAACCAUGCCGUAAUUCUGGAGAACACUGCUACAGAAAACAAGAUUAUGGAGAUGAGGACGGAUAGUCAGCAUGUGCUCCCGUUUGUUGAGAGUCCUAAAUAUCUAGGAAGAACCCCCAUGCCCUCCUUUGAUUCCCCACAUCCGAAGCACAACCUUCACGGCAAGGCACCCAUAGAUGAGAAGAUGUUUACGAUGGACCUUGUGGCUCUGGCCAACUUCAAGGCCAAGGCCAAGCUAUUCCUGCAGCAACGCUUUGAGGAGAAAUCCUUCCCCACGUUUAGAGAAUUCAUGUCUUACUUCCCAUUCACCCCACGCUCGACCUUCUACAUGUGGAAGCGAGCUUUGCAUCAUGGGGUGUCGCUGGUUCAAGGGUAGGCUUUUAUCACAUAGAAAUGGGCUCACAGGAGCAACAUGAAAGCUCUGUUGAAGAACUUCUCUGUCCCAAAACCCUCACAUGCAUCGCUCUGUCUGUGCAUUUCUCUGUAAACAUACUACCUUCACAUUGUUGUUCAUCUUUUCAUGUUCUAAAAGACUGUUGAGUACACUGGUUUAGCAUUUAAAUGCAUUGUGUCCUUCCUCUGCCCCACCACCACAGGUCAUUCCUCCCUCCUGGACAUUUGCACAUGUGUGAAAAGAAACUGAGACGUGGGUCAGUUUAAACCCUGCAUGUUGCCCUCCAGGCAAAAAGCAGUUCAAAGCUGUUGUUUAGUGGUAUUUUGUUUGAAGCCGUUUGUCUUUGAAUCCUUGCUAAACAUUGUACUCGGGGUCUUUUUUUUUCUUCCAGUUUUCAGUGUAGUAAGAUUGUUAAUGCUUAAAUGUACGAUUUUUGUUGUUGUUGAUGCUUGUGAUAUUGAUCUUGAAGAUUCCUGGUGGUUUGAUGUGUUUCUUUUCCUUUUCUUUGAAUGUUAAAAGCAACCAGUAUUUGUUCAAACAUCUGUAAACAGGGUUUCUUUUUUUUUUUUUUUCAUAUUUUUCCUUUUGAUUAUUGAAUGUACACACACUUUGUGCACUAAAGUUUAAGGUGGCUGUCUCAAGGUUUUACCAAAUAACCUACUUUUAAAAAGCCUCUUUUACUUCUGUGAGUUUUGUCACACAUACACUGUAUUUGCACUGAAAUAUUUCCCAUCACACCCCUUUGGUUAAGUCAUCAUUUUCCAACAAUUGUAUUUUUGAAAAACUUGAAAACUGAAUAUAAAUAUAGAUAUUUUAUUUUCUGUACGAUCCUUCAUUCCAGAACUACCUAUUUCCUUUUAUAAGCUACGUUUGUCUGCUGUUUUUCAGUAAAUGAAGUUCCUCUUCUCUCAUCACAGACAAACGCUUGUAACAAAGCUAAAUAAUAGAUUCCAGGUCACGUUUGUACUUUGUAUUUUUUUUUCAUUAAAUGUUUUAAAUUGGUACUUUUGAUACCUGCAUCCUGCAUUAUAGUCAUUCAGUAGUUAAGAAAAUAUGUCCUGAUGUAUAUCAAUAAACCAUCGGCCAGCAUCAACCCUUUGCUUCAAUCUGGCUUGAAACGUUCUCAUAUCACGGGGUAUUUAAUGCUGCUUCCUCAUUGCAGCUCAUUAAUAAAGGCCAUGCCUGACACAUUGUUUUAUGCUUCCACAAUAUCUAAAACAGUAAAAUAUUUUCAUUUUCCCGAAUCAAUUGGCCUUCCUUCCAAGUCAGUGGGCCCUUCUAAUCGCAUGCCUCGUCGGCUGCAUCUUGAUUUGAUUCUCUGGUGGGAUAAAUUAGACAGUGUAAUUCAUCGCAUUAGUAGUGGCAGAGGUCUGCAGUGCAUUAUGACCAUAGGUUAUGACCCAAAACAUAUGCCUGGCCAUGCCAAGUUAAUUCAUGUGUACGUGUGUGCUGUACAAAAGAUGAAGCGGGGGAAAAACAUACCUGUGUAACCACAUUCAAAUCUCCAAACAAGGAGGUCAAACCAAG